CUUUAGGGGAGGGACCUGGCGGCGUAAACAGGACCUCCGGCGCCCGUGGACGUCGUUGGAGAGUCCCAGCCGCCAUGGACCGGCUCCGAGAUGACUAUGACCCCUACGCAGUUGAAGAGCCCAGCGACGAGGAACCGGCUUUGAGCAGCUCUGAAGAUGAAGUGGAUGUGCUUUUACAUGGAACUCCUGACCAAAAACGAAAACUAAUCAGAGAAUGUCUUACUGGAGAAAGUGAGUCAUCUAGUGAAGAUGAAUUUGAAAAAGAAAUGGAAGCUGAAUUAAAUUCUACUAUAAAAACAAUGGAGGACAAGUUAUCCUCUCUGGAAAGAGGUUCUUGCUCAGGGUAUGGGAAAGUUGGAACAACUUCAACAAAGUACUAUGAUGAUAUAUAUUUUGAUUCUGAUUCUGAGGAUGAAGACAAAACAACACAGAUGACCAAGAAAAAAAAGAAGCAGCGACACAGGAUUCCAACAAAUGAUGAAUUAUUAUAUGAUCCUGAAAAAGACAACAGAGAUCAGGCCUGGGUUGAUGCACAGAGAAGAGGUUACCAUGGUUUUGGAUUACAGAGGCGACGUCAACAGCAACACCCUGUUCCAAAUAGUGAUGCUGUUUUGAAUUGUCCUGCCUGCAUGACCACACUGUGUCUUGAUUGCCAAAGGCAUGAAUCAUACAAAACUCAGUAUAGAGCAAUGUUUGUGAUGAAUUGUUCUGUCAACAAAGAGGAGGUCCUAAGAUACAAAACCCCAGAGAAUAGGAAGAAAAGGCGAAGCCAUAAGAAGAUGCGGUCUAAUCAUGAAGAUGCUUCAGAGCAGGUAGAUACAGAAGUGGAAGAAAUCUACCACCCAGUGAUGUGCACUGAAUGUUCCACUGAAGUGGCAGUUUUUGACAAGGAUGAAGUCUUUCAUUUUUUCAAUGUUUUAGCAAGCCAUUCCUAGAUAACAGCUGGCACUUAAUUGUUCAGUACUGUAUAUAAGGUAAAUAUGAACAAUUACUUUCCUACUGCUUCUUCCUAUCAAGUGACAUUCUGAGUGGUUAUUUGAGGAAGCAGUGUUUUAUCUUUAUCUUUUUGAAAGAGAAUGGUUAGCAGCCUUCAUACUGCUCCACUUACUUUAUUUAAAAAAAUUUCCCCAACUCUGACGGGACUGAUUAUUCAUUCCACUUUUGAUGGACAUUUGGAAAUUGUGGGGUUUUUAUUUACUAAAACUCUUUAAAAUUAAAAUAUUCUGGAAUUAUAAGUAAUCUUUGUUUCAGAGUUAUUUUUAUCUUUUUAUUUUGGAUAUACCAGAUGGUGUGUUUAAAUUAGAAACUAUGCUAAGAUGUAUCUUUAUUUCCCCUCUACCUCUUAGAAUGGAGAGGAGGUAUUUAGUUAUGGUUGCAAUUAUAUGGAGUUAUAGCCUUGAGUAAAUAUAGGUCUUUCCUUAAUGGAGCUGUACUUUCCAAUCUUGUAAUGUAAUGAUUAACAUUGUAAAAUAAAAAUUUGUGGUGAGAGAGAGCAUCUUCAUCCUCUGAUCUUAGACUUAAAAUUAAUUCUGUUGUUGCCUCUUGUGUCUACCAUUCCUUCUAUUGCUGGUAAUCAUGGUUUUUUUUUUUUUUUAAAUAUAGAUCAUUAUUGGCAGCGUGGGAGAAAAUUGCAUUGUAGACAUCUGUACAUUUUAGCUAUUUUGAAGAAUUAUGUAUUUGGACUAUUUGCAGAAAUAACAUUAGAAAACUCAGGGUCGGGGCCUUCCUGGUUAAUAAUGCAAGGGGUUAAGAUGGAACCUAUGAAGCUAUCAGCAGCUGCUGCAGCACAAGUUCGAUCCCCAGCCAGGGAGCUACCCACAUGGCGCAGCAGACCUCUCCUGACUUGUCCGCUGUUCCCCUCGGCAGUGUAUUUCAGUCAGUCUUCCUGUCUGUUCCCCACUCUGUCUCUGGUGGGUCCUCUCACCCCCAACACCUCUGGCCUGUACCCCAGCUCUUGUAGCAUAAAUAAAUAAAUCUUAAAAAAAAUAAAAGAAAACUCAGGGUCUUCUUAGUCUAAUAGAGAUGUGAUAAAGUGUAAAAAAAAUUCAGGAGAUAUGU
Messenger RNA from Talpa occidentalis (Iberian mole), 2058 nucleotides. RefSeq names its product E2F associated phosphoprotein (gene EAPP). The coding region runs from base 75 to 935 and encodes 286 amino acids. NCBI's taxonomy places the organism in Eukaryota, Metazoa, Chordata, Mammalia, Eulipotyphla, Talpidae. The transcript has 6 exons. Gene Ontology annotation, biological process: positive regulation of cell population proliferation. The record is from RefSeq and is a predicted model, not a curated record. Gene Ontology annotation, cellular component: nucleus.